Didymosphaeria variabile is the source of this 711-nucleotide messenger RNA. RefSeq names its product Replication factor C, subunit RFC4 (gene RCF2). The record is from RefSeq and is a predicted model, not a curated record. Gene Ontology annotation, cellular component: mitochondrial inner membrane. Lineage: Eukaryota; Fungi; Ascomycota; Dothideomycetes; Pleosporales; Didymosphaeriaceae. Bases 1 to 711 code for a protein of 236 amino acids. Gene Ontology annotation, biological process: mitochondrial respiratory chain complex IV assembly. The transcript has 3 exons.
AUGAAGAUUCUUACGAAAGAAGAGGAGCAGGCGCAUUAUAAUGCGACUGUCAAGGGUGGAACCAUUGGUGGUCUUAUCGGUACGGCGAUAGGCACUGCUGCGGUCGUGGGCGCAAGCAGAAGAUAUGCCAGCUUCAGAUCGCUCUCGGUACCGUUCCGAGCUUUCCUUGUCACAUCCUCGGGCUCCUUCGUCGCCGUCAUCGCUGCCGACCGCGCCUCUAACCAAUUCGACAUCGAGCACAACCCCGAAAAACAGCGCGAAAUCGAGCGCGAGCGCCACCGCGAAGAACUUUACAAUGCAAACAAGUCGGCCAUGCAGCGCGCGAAGGAAUGGGCGUCCGAGAACCGAUACCCUCUCCUCUUCGGCUUCUGGGUCGCCUCCAUGGCGGGGUCGUGGAUUGCUGUGAACCGUAGUCCGAUGAGCGCCUCACAGAAGCUUGUCCAAGCGCGUAUGUACGCGCAAGGACUGACGCUUUCAGCCCUGCUUGCAAGUUUCGCGUUUGAAGGGAACGAUGCUGCGAAGGGCAAGGGAAGAUGGGAGACGAUUAAGGUGCUGGAUCCCAAUGAUCCAGAACAUAAGCAUAUGAUUGAGAAGAAGAUACAUCACGAGCGGUAUGCGGGUGAAGACCAGUGGAGAGGUACGUUUUCUGGAUCCUGGGACAUGUCAUGCUUCGUCAUGCUGCGAACCAACGUGCAACGCUCGGCAAUAUGA